AUGUCCAAUUUCUGGGCCCAGCCAUCCCCUCCUGCUACCAGCCUCGGUCGCCAUCGUCAAUUGGCACCUUCGGCCGGAAUCCAUGUUUCACCCAUCUGCCUUGGUGCCUUGAGCAUCGGAGACAAAUGGGGUGUCUUGGGUUCCAUGGAUAAAGAGACCAGCUUCAAACUACUCGACACCUUCUAUGAGGCUGGUGAAAAUUUCAUUGAUACUGCGAAUAGCUAUCAGGAUGAAUCUUCUGAAGAAUUCCUCGGGGAGUGGACGGAGACUCGAGGCAUUCGAGAUCAGAUAGUUAUGGCAACAAAAUACACUAACAACUUCAAGCGUGGCGACCCCAACAUCAAGCAAAAGACGAGUUAUGUCGGUAACAACCUUAAGUCAUUGCAUAUCUCGGUGGAAGCUUCACUCAAGAAACUUCGCACCGACUAUAUCGACAUUCUGUAUGUGCAUUGGUGGGACUUCGCUACCCCAGUCGAGGAGGUCAUGAAUGGCCUGCACAACCUUGUUGCCCAAGGCAAGGUGCUUUAUUUGGGCGUGUCGGAUACGCCUGCUUAUAUCGUCUCCAAGGCGAAUACUUACGCUAAGCUCAGCGGCAAGACUCCGUUCGUGGUCUAUCAAGGUGCUUGGAGUAUUCUAUAUAGGGAUCUAGAGCGGGAGAUCUUACCCAUGGUGAAAGAAGAAGGAAUGGCCAUUGCUCCUUGGAAUGUUCUGCACGGGGGCAAGAUCCGUACUGACGCAGAGGAGCAACGAAGACGUGAGACAGGCGAGAAAGGCCGGACUAUCACUGGACCCGAGUGGGAGCGUACCGAAAGUGAACGUCAAGUUUGUCUGGCUUUGGAGAAGGUUGCCAAUGAAAUUGGCGCAAAGUCAGUUACCUCGGUUGCUAUCGCCUAUGUGAUGCAAAAGGCUCCCUAUGUCUUCCCGGUCGUCGGUGGUCGUAAGAUCGAACAUCUUCACCAGAAUAUCGAAGCUCUCGAGAUCGCUCUUUCGCCCGAGCAAAUUGCGUAUCUCGAGAGCGUCCAGCCGUUUGACCUUGGGUUCCCCACCGGAGUAUACGGGGACGGGUCUGACUACAAUUUCCUGUACAAGAAUGCCGGUCACUUUGACAAGUGGCCGGCUGCUCAAGCAAUUCGUCCCUCGAAGAAUUAGGCUUCAAUCACGCUCCAUCUUGAUGAUAACCGUCCGUCAGGGUGUUCGUUGUAGCUGUAAAUAUCCGAAUUGAAUCUACGGUAUCAAUAUAAAUAUACAUGGUCGUUUGCGAUUC
Molecule: messenger RNA, 1264 nt
Organism: Somion occarium
Lineage: Eukaryota; Fungi; Basidiomycota; Agaricomycetes; Polyporales; Cerrenaceae
Source: the annotation of a GenBank genome assembly